Molecule: messenger RNA, 2591 nt
Organism: Erinaceus europaeus (western European hedgehog)
Lineage: Eukaryota; Metazoa; Chordata; Mammalia; Eulipotyphla; Erinaceidae
Product: zinc finger protein 14-like
Exons: 5
Coding region: 150-2099 (649 amino acids)
Biological process (GO): regulation of DNA-templated transcription
Source: RefSeq, a predicted model, not a curated record
GCCAGGAAGUGAAGCACACUAAUGACCCUGGGGUCCUCACUUAUUUCUCAGCUAGCCCUCGCUUUCUUGUGAUUUGGAUUUGGAGAGGAGUCUUCAGGGAGCCCAGAGCCUGGACUGCCAAUGGGGCCGUACUGUCCAGUGAAGAGGCUAUGCUGCUAGAUUUAAACAGAGUCUCAAGCUAUUGCUGUGAUUUAUCUUCCAUUUUCUGGCCUGAAAGACAUUCAGGGAAAGAGGAAGAGAUGGCCACUUCUCAGGGCUCAGUGACCUUUGAAGAUGUAACUUUGAAAUUCACUCAAGAGGAGUGGGCACUAUUAAAUCCUUCAGAGAAGAAACUCUACAGAGAUGUGAUGUGUGAAAACUUGAGGAACAUUCUUUCAAUAGGAAAAAUACAAAAACAUUCCACCAAAGAGCAGCAUAACUUGCAUGGGAGUAAACAAAGUAAUACAACAGUGAACAUCUCUGAGGGCAAAGAUAGUCAGAAUGGUAGAAAAUCUCAAGAAUGUGGAGUAUACAACAAAUUAUUUACUUAUUCUAUUCAUCUUCAACAACAUGAAGGAAUUCACAGUGGAAGGAAACCCUAUCAAUGUAAACUAUGUAGUAAAACAUUCAGUUCUUCCAGUCAUCUUCGGACACAUGAAAGAAUUCAUACUGGAGAGAAACCUUAUCAAUGUAAGCUAUGUAGUAAAACAUUCAGUUCUUCCAGUUAUCUUCAGAUACAUGAAAGAAUUCACAGUGGAGAGAAACCCUAUCAGUGUGAACAAUGUAGUAAAACAUUCAGUCGUUCCAGUAGUCUUCGGACACAUGAAAGAAUUCACAGUGGUGAGAAACCCUAUGAAUGUAAAGUAUGUAGUAAAACAUUCAGUUUUUCCAGUAGUCUUCGGACACAUGAAAGAAUUCACAGUGGAGAGAAACCCUAUGAAUGUAAAUUUUGUAGUAAAACAUUCAGUCGAACUCAUCAUCUUCAUUCACAUGAAAGAAUUCACAGUGGAGAGAAACCCUAUGAAUGUAAGGUAUGUAGUAAAACAUUCCGGCGAUCCUGUCAUCUUUGGCAACAUGAAAGAAUUCACAGUGGAGAGAAACCCUAUGAAUGUAAAGUAUGUAGUAAAGCAUUCAGACAAUCUGGUAUACUUAGAUUACAUGAAAAAACUCACAGUGGAGAGAAACCCCAUGAAUGUAAACAAUGUAGUAAAACAUUCAGACAAUCUGGUAUGCUCAGAUUGCAUGAAAGAACUCACAGUGGAGAGAAACCCUAUGAAUGUAAACAAUGUAGUAAAACAUUCAGUUCUUCAAGUUAUCUUCGGGUACAUGAAAAAAUCCACAAUGAAAAGAAAUUAUUUGAGUGUAAAGUAUGUAAUAAAAAAUUCAGUUUUCCCAAUAGUCUUCGGUUACAUGAAAGAACUCACAGUGGAGAGAAACCCUAUGAAUGUAAAGUAUGUAGUAAAAAAUUCAGUUAUUCCAGUAGUCUUCGGACACAUGAAAGCAUUCACAGUGGAGAGAAACCCUAUAAAUGUAAACUAUGUAGUAAAACAUUCCGUCUUUCCAGUAGUCUUCGAACACAUGAAAGAGUUCACAGUGGAGAGAAACCCUAUGAAUGUAAAAAAUGCAGUAAAACAUUCAGUCAAGCUGCUCAUCUUCGUAUACAUAAAAGAAUUCACAGUGGAGAGAAACCCUAUGAAUGUAAACUAUGUAGUAAAACAUUCCGUCUUUCCACUAGUCUUCGAGAACAUGAACGAACUCACAGUGGUGAGAAACCCUAUGAAUGUAAACUAUGUAGUAAAACAUUCCGGAGAUCCUGUCAUCUUAGAAAACAUGAACAAACUCACAGUGGAGAGAAACCGUAUCAAUGUAAACAAUGCAGUAAAACAUUCAGUCGUUCCAGUAGUCUUCAGACACAUGAAAGAAUUCACAGUGGAGAGAAACCCUAUGAAUGUAAACAAUGUGGUAAAGCAUUCAAUCGGUCCAGUAGUCUUUGGACACAUGAAAAAACUCAUAGUGGAGAGAAACCCUAUGAAUGUAAACAAUGCUUUAAGACAUUUAGUUGUUCCAGUAACCUUCGGACACAUGAAAGAAUUCAGUGUAGAGAAACUCAAAGAAAGUAAACAGCAAAACAUUGGUUCGAGCCGGUCAUCUUUGUCAACAUGAAAUAACUCACAAAGGAGAGAAAUUUGAUAAAUGUAAGCAGUGUUGAAAACAUUCCGGUAUUCUGGUCCUCUUUGUAGACAUGAAUGUGUUCACAGUGAAGCAAAACCCUAUGAAAGUAAUAAAGCUUUAGAUGUUCACUAAUUUUCAAACACAUGAAAUAUUUGCAAUGGAAAUCAAUCUUUUGAGCAUAAGUUGUGUACUAAGCACUAGAGAGAGGGAUGUAACCUGAGACAUGAUGCAGAGACUAGUGGUUCAAUAUAAUAGAUCUCAGGUGUGAUCUUCUGCACUACAUGGGAAGGAGUUAUGUUCUGUAUUAUUGUCUCUCUAUCUCUCCAUCUUGUGUUAAUAUGUAAGUAAAUAUGUCUAAAUAAUUGUAAGGAUAACAGUUCCAUGAUAUAUAAUUGAACCCAUACCUCUGAAUAUUCAAUAAAUGUAAGGAAUAUGAAUAA